Synchytrium microbalum is the source of this 843-nucleotide messenger RNA. RefSeq lists its product as uncharacterized. The transcript is spliced from 6 exons. Gene Ontology annotation, molecular function: dynein heavy chain binding. The record is from RefSeq and is a predicted model, not a curated record. The coding region runs from base 1 to 843 and encodes 280 amino acids. NCBI's taxonomy places the organism in Eukaryota, Fungi, Chytridiomycota, Chytridiomycetes, Synchytriales, Synchytriaceae. Gene Ontology annotation, cellular component: axoneme; filopodium.
AUGGUGCCACCAUCCGCAUCGUCACUAGUCAGAUACGACAAUCCUCUCCUCGUGUCCAAAGUAGAUCCAAAUUCCGUCACUUCGCCAAAUAUCAAUAACAGAAAGGGGGGCGCGACAGUUACUGGUUCAACCUCUUCUCCUCAGGGAAAGCCGCAAAUCCCCUCUCCUACACGAAGACUCCCUCCUGUAUCCACUCUAGACUCCUCCUCCCCGUCUUCAAAUGCCGCCAACAGGGCUAAAUCACCUACAUCCCAGACUGAUGAUAUCUUGAAUAGCAUCCUGCCUCCAAGGGAAUGGGAAGAGAGUGGACAACUAUGGGUUCAAAAAGUAUCAUCAACACCUGCAACCCGAUUAGACGUUAUAAAUCUUCAGGAACAACUAGACCAUAUGCUACAAAAGAGACAAGCACGAGAAACUGGUAUCUGUCCAGUUCGACGAGAAUUGUACAGUCAAUGCUUUGAUGAACUUAUUCGUCAAGUAACGAUUUCAUGUCAAGAGCGUGGUCUGCUCUUACUUCGUGUCCGUGAUGAAAUCAGAAUGUCGAUUGCUGCAUACCAAACACUAUAUGAAUCGUCUGUGGCUUUUGGAAUGCGUAAAGCUCUGUAUGCCGAACAAGGCAAAGUGGACAAUGAAGUCAGGAUAAAAGAUUUAGAAGAUGAGAAGAAGGCCCUGGAAACACAAGUAUCUGAACUCAAAUCGAAAUGUGAGGCCAUUGAGAAACGAGAGGCAGAACGUAGGCAGGCUGAAGAGAGGAAGCAUAAUGAGGAAAUAUCCUUCCUCAAGAAGACGAAUGUACAAUUGAAGACACAACUGGAAGGAAUCUUGAGCCCGCAAAAGAAAUAG